Molecule: messenger RNA, 129 nt
Organism: Dentiscutata erythropus
Lineage: Eukaryota; Fungi; Glomeromycota; Glomeromycetes; Diversisporales; Gigasporaceae
Source: the annotation of a GenBank genome assembly
AUGGAUGCGUAUAAGGCAAUCUUAGAUAUUGUUAAAGAAGAAAUUAGAAUAAAAAGGAUUAUUGAAAAUAUUGAAAUGAAUAAUACAGAUGAAACAUUUAAGAUCAGUCAUCAAUAUGAAAAGAACAAA